Molecule: messenger RNA, 3708 nt
Organism: Humulus lupulus (European hop)
Lineage: Eukaryota; Viridiplantae; Streptophyta; Magnoliopsida; Rosales; Cannabaceae
Product: GBF-interacting protein 1-like
Exons: 11
Coding region: 365-3016 (883 amino acids)
Source: RefSeq, a predicted model, not a curated record
UCAAAUAAAAAAAAGUAAAAAAAAAAAAGGAGUCUUUCAUAUUAGCUCCUCUUCUUCUCCCCCUUUCUCUGUUUCUCUGUUUCUCUCUCUAUCUCUCUAGAGUUUGUUUUCUGGUUAAUCUCUGCUUUGUCUUUCGACUUGGAUCAAAUUUUCAAAUACCCAUUUCUUCUCAAAUAUCUCUUUAUAUAUAUUUAUAUAUUUGGGUUUAGCUUAUAUGUUUGGUUUAGUUUCACCUUGACCCCAAUCCCUCCCUCGCUCGCCUCGCUCGCUCGUUCGACCAUUGGAGGCUUCUAUUCAUCGUCGUCUGUGACUUGGGUUCCUUUAUCCUCGCCCUUGCUGUUUUUCGCUUUCUGGGUCUGCGAAUAUGAGCGGUGGUGGGUUUAGGGUUUCAAUCCCCAGUAGUGUCAGGAAGACGAUCCAGAACAUUAAGGAGAUCACGAGUAAUCACACUGACGAGGAAAUCUAUGCAAUGCUUAAAGAAUGCUCCAUGGAUCCUAAUGAGACUACCCAGAAGCUUCUUCUUCAGGAUACUUUCCAUGAGGUGAAAAGGAAACGAGACAGGAAAAAAGAGAAUCUGAACAACAGAGAAUCUUCUGAGUCACGGUGGAGACCUGGAGUGCAGGGGCGUGGGGGCAGGGGCAGUCGCUCAAACUUUUCAUCUCGCCAUGUGUCACAUGAUUCUGGUGGUGGCAGGAUUUCAGGUCCUGGGAUGGAGAAUGGUCUCCAGCAAGGUGUGGAGAAGGGUGUUAAUCCUUUGCCUAUCUCUCAUGAGGCUAAGGAUAAAGAAGGAAGUUCGGUAACAAGCUCUGCUUCUAUCAUUUCCAAUGGCACGACAAUUAUAGCUUCUGGAAGUACCAAUGCACAAGUCUCCAACAUCUCAGCAGGAAUUGGUCCUGAGUUAGGGCCAACAUCUGUUGGCACUACCAACUUGAGCCUCCAGCCUGUUGAUGAAAAUAUGAAGCUUACCAGCUCAUCUACAAAUGAGGAUUCUUAUGAGCAACCUUCUCAAAGCUCCAAUAAUUUCUCAGCCAUGCCUGUGGCAACAUCUGCAUCAACUGUUUGUUUCUCAUCUUCAGAUCCAGUACUGGUUUUGUCUAAUGAUUCACGAGUCCCUGGUGCAGUUGGGACAAUUAAACGUGAAGUGGGGGGCCAUCGUUCUUCUGGUGAGCCAACUGCAGUAAUUGAAGCUGAGAACAAAUUAACUACUGGUUUGGAGACUGGUAGCUCUUCUGUACAGAGCAAGGUCGCAAGCAAGUCCCAGGGGGUGGUAAAAGGUCAGCUCACUGAAUUUUCACAGCUGUCGUCAGCAACAACUCUCGUUGGUUCUUCGAAUAGUCACCCAUCUUCUAAUUACAGUAGCCGUUCACAAGUAAUUGGCACUCAGAAGGUUGCUUCUAAUAAGGAAUGGAAACCAAAGGCUGUUCAAGGUUCUGGAACAAGUGGUGCAUCUGAGGUUCUGAAUGCUACUGUUGAAGCCACUUCCAGGUCGCAGCCUGUUUCAAAUGUCCUUGAGUCAGAAGAUGCAGCUUCAAAUCUGCAGAGAAAGCUGGAGGAGUUGCACCUUCCACAGCGUCAACAUGUUAUCUUACCAAACCACAUCCAUGUCCCUGAAUCUGAAAGAACAAAACUGAGUUUUGGAAGUUUUGGUGUUAGUUUUGGAUUAAGCGUGAGCAACACCAUUGUUCCCGAGAGUGACAGGAGCUCUACAUCCUUUUCUGGUACUUCUGAGGCUAUUGAAGAAAAUGCAGAGGAACAAUCCUCUAGCAUUCAGAAUGCAUUGGAAACUGCAGAUGAAGAGGAUUAUCUCGAGCAUCCACAAUCACCUACACAUGUACCCGAGAAUUUAUCAUCUGCUGAGGGUGAUGUCUCAUCCAAUGUUACCCCUGGACAUAGUGAAUCUAAGCAGAAUACUGGAUUUCCAGCUGGAGGACAUCAAUACGCAUCAGUUAAUACCUCGUCAAACUACAAUUUUGGGCCUUUACCUCCAAUUGUAGGAAGUCAGCUAGCCCCACUAGAAAACUCAGAGUCUCAAGCUCGUGAUGUUUCUCGCCUUCAAAGCUUUGUGGUGCAGCCCUUUGAUCCGACAAGUUAUUAUGCUCAAUUUUACCGCUCAGGUGCUGAUAGUGAUGGUCGCCUUUCUCCUUUUCCUUCUCCUGGUGUUGCCAGCAAGUACAAUGGGAAUGUUGCAGUAUUGCCCCCCUCGAUGUCACAGUCUCCACAAGAGGGCGGGAUCCUGUCUACAGCUGGUCAAACUCCAUUGGUCACACAAGCUGCAGGCCUCAUGCAGAGCUCAAUAGCUGUAACUCAGCAACCUGUUCCUGUCUUUAGGCCACCAACUGGGAUGCACAUUUCCCAUUAUCCUCCAAACUACUUUCCAUAUGGUCACUACUUUCCGCCAUUCUAUGUUCCACCUCCAGCCAUCCACCAGUUUUUGGGCAAUGGAGCAUUUCCCCAACAACCUCAGGCUGGAGGUGUUUAUCCAUCCCCACCAGCAGCAACUGCGACUGGAGUCAAAUAUUCACUUCCACAAUACAAACCAGGGACUAAUACAGGAAACUCCACUCAUACUGGGAUAGCAAGUGGUUAUGGACCUUAUAACUCCUCUCCAAGUGGUUAUAAUCCCAGUUCUGCCACGACUGCAGGAAAUUCAACCCCUAAUGAGGAUCUUGGUCAGUCCCAGUUCAAGGAAAAUAAUGUAUACAUUGCUGGACAACAGAGUGAAGGUUCAGCCAUGUGGGUUGCUGCACCACCUGGCCGAGACAUGUCAAGCUUGCCAACAAGUUCAUUUUACAAUCUUCCUCCACAAGGUCAGCAUGUGGCUUUCACCCCAGCACAGGCUGGCCAUGGCACCUUUGCUGGUAUCUACCACCCGGGACAAGCUGUAACUGCAGCAGCCGUGCACCCGCUUCUGCAACAAUCUCAGACCAUGGGUGGGGGUGUUGAUAUGGUAGGACCUGGAGGCAGUGUUUAUCAGCAAUCCCAGCAUGCACAUAUAAACUGGCCAAGUAACUACUGAAUAAGGAUAGACACUGUAAACAUCAACACAACAAACGCAGGUCCAAUAUUGGGAUCUUUUGGAAACUUCCCACAAUUGGAUCGAGACAUCAAGAUGAUAGAACCUUCACUAGCUUGAGUGUAAAUCCAUAAAAAGAGGCUGAAAAAUUUGCCAAUAGUAUCUCCUGAUUGCUUGGGUGAGGACAUAAAAGGUGCACUCCACCUGUAACUGAUAUUGACCAUUUUUUAGUUAGUCAAGGUAGGCAUGUGCAGGUCUUCCUCUUCCUUGCUGCUGCUAUAUGAGUGUUACCAAUUUUCCCUUUUCAUAGUUUCAAGCUUCUUCUGUCCCGUUCUUUCUUCAUCUGUGCCGUUAUUUUUGUUUUUCCCUCUUCUCAAGUUUUGAACUUUAUCAGAAUACAGUAUUAAGUGGUGAGAAUCGCUUCAUUCUUUUUCCCUUUUCCUCUUUAAUGUUUGAGGUAUUAUAGGAUUUUGGAAGGUAAGAUUUAGGCUGGUGAAGAAUUUUUCUACUCUUUUCUGUUUUUUCCUUGUCAUUUUAGUUGUCUUACUUGUAAAGUGAAUUUUGAUAGCAAGGAGAGGAAAUGUACUGAUUUGUUGUAUUGGUGAAGUCAACUUGUCAAUUCUUUCAGUUGGCUGAUAGAUUGUUAAAGCUUGUCCUAUUACACAAUGAUACAUGAUAACAGGGUUAUUGGUUUA